Molecule: messenger RNA, 885 nt
Organism: Penicillium bovifimosum
Lineage: Eukaryota; Fungi; Ascomycota; Eurotiomycetes; Eurotiales; Aspergillaceae
Product: homeobox domain-containing protein
Exons: 1
Coding region: 1-885 (294 amino acids)
Biological process (GO): regulation of DNA-templated transcription
Molecular function (GO): DNA binding
Source: RefSeq, a predicted model, not a curated record
AUGGAAUAUUUCGACUUUGAGGGCGCUUCGUCUGCGCAUGGCUCUUACCAGCAAGAUGAUGAGAUCGGUUCCAUUGAUAUUGAGUUUGGCGAAGCCGAAGAACAGGCCGCAAAUCUCGAGUCGUUGAUUCAGGAUCAGACGUCGACAUUCCCCAAUGACCCGACACCAGAGCAGUCCGAGAUUCAUGCCGGACAGGCCAUUGAUCCCGAGGGGGUUUAUCCCAUGUUCCAGGCCCCAGACCCAUGUGACUUUUGCCGGCGAAUGGGAUUGGACUGUUUCGUUGCAAAGCGCGGCGUAAUGAACUAUGGCUGUACUUGCUGCAUCUCUCUCUAUCGUGAAUGCAGUUUUACUCAUGCCAAAACCCCGGGGAAGUUCCUCCAAACGUUACAUAGCGUGUCAGAGAAUGCCUACGUACCUAUGGGCAGUCUCACAGGAAAGAAAGCCCUCAAAUCGGUUUCCUACAACGCUUAUCCCAAUGAUCCAGAGGGACGCUCGCAACAAAACAGUGCGAGAUUCUCCCGCAAGGCAAUCAGUAUCCUGAAGAGCUGGCUACGAAACCACAACGACAACCCCUAUCCCACCGAGCAAGAGAGGGAUGACUUAAAGCAAAAUACCGGUCUUACACGCACGCAAAUUGCCAACUGGCUGGCCAAUGCUCGACGACGCGGAAAAGUCCAUCCCUCGCGUGGGGGCGGCUCUCCCGUUCCAGGAGCAGUGGACAUCCCAAGGAAGCAAUCCGUCGACAUAUCCCUCAUGACCCCCCUUGAGCGUUGGAAGUACUCGCCCCCGAAAACGAACCGGCUGCGAUCAGUGAUAUUACCCGUGCUUUGGCCAAUCCCCCGUUCGAUCCCUCCCGUCCACGCCGGGGCCCCUCGAGUCACGUGA